AAUAAUCAAUCAGCAGUUAAACUGUUUUGGCUUUAUUUUGUACUUUUUGUUUUUUCGAGUUAAAUCUGGAAUUUGUAAAACUUUGACGAGGAGAAUGACGUCAUAACCAAAGUAAUAUUUUCAGUUUUUGCGUCACAUUUCCCGCCGCCGGACCUCUGCUGGGUGUGUUGAGAUGUUUCUGCUGAACAUCUGACUGAAAUCAUCAUCACAGUCCGGACGGAGAUGGAGGUUUCCGCCUCCGGCUGUUCCAGGUUCCGCAUCGACUCCCUGCUCUCCCUCACGCCGCCCGCCGCGCUCCUCUCCCGGCCAGAGGCUCCGGAGCUCAGCCCGGGCAGCAGCAGCAGCAGCAGCAGCGGCUGCUCGGCGCCUCCCUCCCCGCGGAGAGAGCCUGUUCCCCGGCUGGACUCUGUUCUGCUGCCCGGUCAGCUGCAGCCCCGCUCCGUCAGCUCCUCCUUCCUGAUCCGGGAUAUCUUAGCGGACUGUCGGCCCUACUCUGACCCGGGACAAGCCUACUCUGACCCGGGACAGGUCUACUCUGACCCGGGACAGCCCUACUCUGACCCGGGACAGGUCUACUCUGACCCGGGUCAGUCUGAGCUGGACUUCGUGGAUAAAAGUCACAGCAGCUCGUCUUCUGACAGCGAGUCCAGAGUGCAGGACGGAGCUUCGGACCCCGCGGCGGGACGCCUGAAGAAACCCCGCAAAGCCCGGACGGCGUUCAGCGACCAGCAGCUGUCGAGACUCGAGAGAAGCUUCCAGAAACAGAAAUACCUGAGCGUCCAGGACCGCAUGGAGCUGGCUGCCUCCCUGCAGCUCAGCGACACUCAGGUCAAGACCUGGUACCAGAACAGGAGGACGAAGUGGAAACGUCAGUCAGCUGUUGGUUUGGAGCUUCUGGCUGAAGCCAGCAGGAUGUUUCUACCGACACCCUACCUGUACCCCCCCGCCCCGCCCACACUGGACCUCUACCUCUACCGAGGCCACGCCCACCACCACCACCCAGCCCCGCCACUGCUGCCCCGCAUCCUCACCCACACUGAACCACACCCCCGCUGACACCAGCCCACUGGGAGGACUGGUUCCCACAGGACGACGUACAGGAACAGCAGCUGCUGAUGUUUGGAAAUAAAAACUCUUCGGUUUUCGGUUAAAAGCAGAUUCUCCACUGCAGGAACUGAAGAAACUGUUUGUGGUUCUUCUGUUCAGGAGGUGACGCUAAAUCCAAGUUCAGGUACUUUCAGUGCGGCUGAUUGUUAUUGGUCGAGCUGAUGUGACAUCACAUCACAACAAGGACGACGACAACAAACACCACAACAGUAACUGUUUAAUAUGCGACUCAGACAGCUUGUUAGAAACCAAAAGCUGGAGCAGAACAUUUCUCAGAGAAAAUUAAACAGAAAAUAAAAAAAAUAUCUGACAUCUGGGACCAGUGUGACAUCAUGAUGACAUCACUAAAGAGACGAGCGGUCAGACAGGUUGGGAACUAACCCGUAGGUGGGUUAUAGGAGUUGUGAUCAGAACCUCUGAACAUGUCUGUUAUAUUUCAGUUUUUUAUCAUUUUCA
Messenger RNA from Thunnus maccoyii (southern bluefin tuna), 1563 nucleotides. RefSeq names its product BarH-like homeobox 1a (gene barhl1a). The coding region runs from base 223 to 1056 and encodes 277 amino acids. The record is from RefSeq and is a predicted model, not a curated record. Gene Ontology annotation, biological process: regulation of DNA-templated transcription. The transcript is spliced from 3 exons. Lineage: Eukaryota; Metazoa; Chordata; Actinopteri; Scombriformes; Scombridae. Gene Ontology annotation, molecular function: DNA-binding transcription factor activity, RNA polymerase II-specific; DNA binding.